AGUCUGGAGCUUGGCUGAAGGCGCGAGCUGCCGACGCCGUCUCCUAGCAACCAAGCGGCGGUCACGUGACCCGCUCCAGCCCGUUUCACGUGGUCUUGAGCUGCGCUGGGGUUGGAGUGGCCGCAACGGGCGGGGCGGGGCCGGGCAAGUUUGUUCCCCGAGUUCGGAGCCUAGGAGCCCCCCGCGGCUGCGGCGCAGGUGCCCUCGGCCUGAGUCGGGAUGGAGCUGCCUGCUGUGAACCUGAAGGUGAUUCUCCUAGGUCACUGGCUGCUGACAACCUGGGGCUGCAUUGUAUUCUCAGGCUCCUAUGCCUGGGCCAACUUCACCAUCCUGGCCUUGGGCGUGUGGGCUGUGGCUCAGCGGGACUCCAUCGACGCCAUAAGCAUGUUUCUGGGUGGCUUGCUGGCCACCAUCUUCCUGGACAUCGUGCACAUCAGCAUCUUCUACCCGCGGGUCAGCCUCACAGACACGGGCCGCUUUGGCGUGGGCAUGGCCAUCCUCAGCUUGCUGCUCAAGCCGCUCUCCUGCUGCUUCGUCUACCACAUGUACCGGGAGCGCGGGGGUUUCCUUGGGUCUUCUCAGGACCGUAGUGCCUACCAGACGAUUGACUCAGCAGAGGCGCCCGCAGAUCCCUUUGCAGUCCCAGAGGGCAGGAGUCAAGAUGCCCGAGGGUACUGAAGCCAGCCACGCUGCACCCGGCCCUGCCCCGGGCCUUCCUCGUGCCUGGGAGGUCGUUCUAGGGAUGCUCCUGACCUCCGUCUCUUGGAUCUAAGAUGGAAUGUGUCCCCAGCUCAGGGAUUGCCUGAACCAAGAGGCCAGGAGCCCCCAUGGGCCGCCCAGUACCAUGCACACUCCUGUCCCGAACUCCCUGAGGCCUCCCCUCCCUUCAGGGCACCCACUGGUUCCCAGGCUGGAACCAGGGUCUCUCUUUACCUCCUACCCCAUGGUGGCACCACAGAGGCCCUCAGCCGAGUCCUGCCUGAGUGUUGCAAGCUCAGGCCUUUAAGGACUGCUGAUGCCCCCUCAGGCGUCCCGCAAGUUUGCUGGGCUUUGGUGGAAGCCCUGAGAACUUCAGGUCCUGCUCAGCCCGAGGAGCAGUCUGGCAUGGGAGUGAGUCCUUCUCACUGCCUGGUCACUUGGUGCCUAGGGAUGCAGGGCUGGAGGCCAGAGGUGUCAGCAACACUGUGACCCACCACAACCUCCAGCCUCCCUUUUCAGAGCACAGCAUUAAAGUUUGGGGAAUUCUGUA
Pan troglodytes (chimpanzee) is the source of this 1249-nucleotide messenger RNA. It is a transcript of the gene AGTRAP, whose product is annotated as angiotensin II receptor associated protein. The record is from RefSeq and is a predicted model, not a curated record. NCBI's taxonomy places the organism in Eukaryota, Metazoa, Chordata, Mammalia, Primates, Hominidae. The transcript has 5 exons. The coding region runs from base 220 to 678 and encodes 152 amino acids. Gene Ontology annotation, biological process: angiotensin-activated signaling pathway; regulation of blood pressure. Gene Ontology annotation, cellular component: plasma membrane.